Ramularia collo-cygni is the source of this 1518-nucleotide messenger RNA. RefSeq names its product related to G2/mitotic-specific cyclin-B1. Lineage: Eukaryota; Fungi; Ascomycota; Dothideomycetes; Mycosphaerellales; Mycosphaerellaceae. Gene Ontology annotation, cellular component: centrosome; cytoplasm; cyclin-dependent protein kinase holoenzyme complex. Gene Ontology annotation, molecular function: cyclin-dependent protein serine/threonine kinase regulator activity. Gene Ontology annotation, biological process: regulation of cyclin-dependent protein serine/threonine kinase activity; G2/M transition of mitotic cell cycle. The transcript is spliced from 3 exons. The record is from RefSeq and is a predicted model, not a curated record. The coding region runs from base 1 to 1518 and encodes 505 amino acids.
AUGCCUCCCGCACGACCUGCAAGGCGGGCCGUGAACGACGAGAACGCGGAGAAUGUCGGUACCACUCGUCUGACGCGUGCCAAAGCUGCUGCGCUGGACAGCAAUGCUGUUGGUGACCCACCAAAGAAGGCCGCGCUCGGCACCAAGCGUUCCACCGCUACCCUCACAACUGCUGCCACCCUUGGCCGCACGCGAGCCGUCCUAGGAGACGUGAGCAAUGUUGCCAAGCAGGGCAAUGUCGAGAAGGGGGAUGCAAAGAAGGACCCAUUGGCCAAGGGUGGCCUGUCCAAGACCUCAAAGCCGCAGGGCAUUCAGAAACAGCCUGCGCGCACCACAUCGACCCGCACUGCGCUGGGCAGCAAGACCACGAACAACGCGUCUUCGGGCCUAAAGCGUCCCGUCAGCCAAGGCAAUGGCCUCACCGGUCCUGCAAGCAAAAAGAGAGAUCUGUCAUCCACCAAGCCAAAACGCGUGGUGGAGGAUGAUGAGGAGGAUGUAGAGAAUGCACCUCCGGUCAAGAACGGCGCUAGUGCUGCGCCCAAACGCAAGUCGUCUACCAAGGUCGUGACGGCUCCCAUUGAGACUGUUGAGAUCGACUCGGAGUAUGAGGAAGAUGAUGCAGAGAUGUCCCUCGAGGAAUUCACCAAGGAUGCCAAGGACCUCGACACUGAAGACUUGGACGACCCCCUCAUGGUCGCAGAGUACGUGCAUGAGAUCUUUGACUACAUGAAGGAGCUUGAGAUCUCCACCAUGCCCAAUGCCGACUACAUGGACAACCAAGGCGAGCUCGAGUGGAAGAUGCGUGGCAUCCUGGUUGAUUGGCUGUUGGAGGUCCACACUCGGUUCCGCCUCCUCCCGGAGACUCUCUUCCUCGCUGUCAACAUCAUCGACCGCUUCCUCUCUUGCAAGGUCGUCCAGCUUGAUCGUCUCCAGCUCGUUGGCGUCACUGCCAUGUUCAUCGCGUCCAAGUACGAGGAGGUCCUGUCGCCACAUGUCCAGAACUUCGUCCACGUCGCCGACGAUGGUUUCAAGGACACCGAGAUCCUUUCUGCAGAGCGCUUCGUCUUGACCACCCUCGACUACGAUCUCUCCUACCCCAACCCAAUGAACUUCCUCCGUCGUAUCUCCAAGGCAGACAACUACGACAUCCAGACCCGCACACUCGGCAAAUAUCUCCUCGAGAUCGGUUGUCUAGACCACCGCUUCCUGAAGCACCCGCCUUCGCAGGUUGCUGCAGCCGCAAUGUAUCUCGCUCGUCUCGCUCUCGAUCGCGGCGAAUGGGAUUGCACUCUGGCCAAGUACGCUGGCUACACUGAGUCGGAGAUUCAGCCCGUGUUCAAGCUGAUGGYGGACUACCUGUCGUCACCAGUCAUACAUGAGGCUUUCUUCCGCAAGUACGCUUCAAAGAAGUUCUUAAAGGCUUCCAUUGUCCUCCGCCAGUGGGCGAAGAAGUGGGCUCCGACAUACCUUGGCGAUGUGACUGCGCACUCAAGUGGUGGCAAGACUCCUCGCUCAUAG